Lolium rigidum is the source of this 1563-nucleotide messenger RNA. RefSeq names its product non-specific phospholipase C2-like. Lineage: Eukaryota; Viridiplantae; Streptophyta; Magnoliopsida; Poales; Poaceae. Gene Ontology annotation, biological process: phospholipid catabolic process. Bases 55 to 1563 code for a protein of 502 amino acids. Gene Ontology annotation, molecular function: hydrolase activity, acting on ester bonds. The transcript is spliced from 4 exons. The record is from RefSeq and is a predicted model, not a curated record.
ACAUUGACUAUCCUUCUCCUCGUGUGCUCCUUGAGCACCGUAGUCCGAGCAGGGAUGAGAGGGCCGAUCAGGACGGUGGUGGUGGUGGUCAUGGAGAACCGGUCGUUCGACCACAUGCUGGGGUGGAUGAAGCGCCUAAACCCGGCGAUCGACGGCGUGACGGGCGCCGAGUGGAACCCGGCCAGCACCACGGACCUCUCGGCUGGACGCGUCUACUUCGGCGACGGCGCGCAGUUCGUGGACCCGGACCCGGGCCACUCAUACCAGGCGAUCCGGCAGCAGAUAUUCGGCUCCGACGACGCCACCGGCCCGGCGAAGAUGAAUGGGUUCGCGCAGCAGGCCAUGUCAGCCGGCGGCCGCAACAUGACGGACGCCGUCAUGAACGGCUUCGCCCCCGACAGCGUCGCAGUGUACCGGCAGCUCGUGGAGCAGUUCGCCGUCUGCGACCGGUGGUUCUCGUCCGUGCCUUCCUCCACCCAGCCGAACCGUCUCUUCGUCCACUCCGCCACCUCCGCCGGCGCCACUAGGAACAACCGCUUGUUGCUUGCCAAGGGGUACCCGCAGAGGACGAUCUUUGACAACAUCCACGACGCCGGCCUCUCGUUCGGCAUAUACUUCCACGACGUGCCAACGGUCCUCUUCUACCGCAAUAUGCGGAAGCUCAAGUACCUCCUGAACUUCCACCCCUUCCACAACAAGUUUAAGGAGCACGCCAACCGCGGCUCCCUCCCGAACUUUGUCGUUGUCGAGCAACGCUAUAUGGACUCCAAGGACCACCCGGCCAACGACGACCACCCUACACAUGAUGUCUACCAGGGCCAAAUGUUAAUCAAAGAGAUCUAUGAGACGUUGCGUGCUAGCCCCCAGUGGAAUGAGACGCUCCUGAUCAUCACCUACGAUGAGCACGGCGGGUUCUUUGACCAUGUGCCUACGCCCGUUGAUGGUGUGCCCAGCCCUGACGACAUUGUGGGUUCAGCGCCAUAUAACUUCAUGUUCAAUAGGUUGGGGGUGCGCGUCCCGACCAUAAUGAUCUCUCCGUGGAUUGAGAAGGGAACAGUUGUCCAUGGGCCGAAUGGAAGUCCAACCCCGACAUCACAAUACGAGCAUUCCUCGAUUCCUGCAACAGUGAAAAAAUUGUUUAAUCUGCCGCAGGAUUUCCUUACAAAAAGAGAUGCAUGGGCAGGGACCUUUGAAGGUGUUGUGCAAACCAGAACUGAACCAAGAACAGAUUGCCCAGAACAACUAUCGAUGCCAAUGAGGAUACGUCAGACAGAGGCAAAGGAGGAGGCGAAGUUGAGCUCGUUCCAGCGAGAGAUCGUGCAGCUGGCGUCGGUACUGAAUGGUGACCACCGGCUGAGCAGCCUACGGGACAGGAUCAAGUUUAGGAUGAACGUGAAGGAAGGCACGUCCUACAUGAGGACUGCCGUGCGCCGGUUCUUCGAGGCCGGUAUGUUGGCCAUGAGGAUGGGCGUCGACGACGUUGAGCGGAUCGUCAAGAUGAGGCCCUCCCUCACAACUAGGAUCUCCUCCUCCCCUACUGUCGAAGACGACAACCAUCCAUAG